CAUCUGUGUCCAGUGCGCGGAUUAGACGCUUAUUAUCCUCUUAGCUCUAAAUGGCCCCACGUUCCUUGCACUUGGUUGUGAGGCUCAUCUGCUGUCUAAGAGGCGAAUCGGAGCGUGGCACGACAUCGAUCAUGCGUAAAAAUGACCGUGGCCACCAUUCAUCGGUGUUUGUGAGGACGAAUUAACGGCGGGAUUGUCGUCCAUCGUCUGUCAGAGCGCAUCUCCGGGGCUCGGUCACUAGGCUGCUCGUCCGUUCAUGACCCACCCCACUGAUCUUUUGCAGACUGUAAUCUUAUCAGUGUCAAAGCGUAGCUGCCCUUUCCCCCACGGACAGAUCCCGUGCGUCUUUGGAGGGCGUUUGUCUCCACAUUUGGAAGAGAGACGAGCUUUCAUUUGAGGCAGCUUCCCCACCAGCUCAGCAUCUACUUAUUGAUAAAGUUGCGCUUUUGGAUAUGUCCUAAAAUGUGGAUUUGACCAAGUGAAAUUAUGGAUCUUACAUGUAAAGAGAAGCGUCUGCUAUGUUUACUUUUCUUUGCUAUCUGCUCUGCCAGCGUUUGCUUUGGUGCCAGAAGAUCAAAUGCGCGGAGAAGUGAUCGUCUGAGUCCUCCAUUAGACAUCCAGCUGGAGACUCUCAAUUGUAGCGCCUUCAGUGUGCGAUGGAAAAUGCCCCGCAGACAUGUCAGCACAAUCACUGGAUACAAGGUCUUUUACACAGAGAUGAAGAAUGGCCGCCCAAUUAGUACGACAUCCAUCAUGGAGGUUCCGCUAAGUUUGGACAUGCUAACCACUGGACAAUUUGAUGGACAAGCCAGCUUUGAUGUAAACAUUGGCAACCUGAAGAUGAACUCUAAGUACAGAGUCAGUGUUGGAGCAUACGGUUGGGCCGGGGAGGGUCGACCCAGCAUGCCCAGAGACAUCAGUACUGCUUCACAUGAGAUGUGCAUGCCUCCAUCACCUCCUACUCAGCCAAUCGUCAUGGCUGUAUCGGACACAGAGUUGGCUUUAUCUUGGCAGGAAGGAGAGAGUCAAGGAAGCUCCCCUGUUCUUCACUUUCUGGUGGCUUACAUUAGGCCAGAAAUGGACACAGAGUGGACUUAUAUACGGGAGCCCAUUGAGACCAGCUCCAUGGUUUUAAAAGGACUGCUACCAGAAACCGAGUACCAGUUUGUUGUAAGAGCCGUCAACAUACACGGUGUAAGCCCACCCAGCCACAUCAACAACCCCGUACGAACUCUCGGUUCAGUAGACAUGGGCAGUGGGGAUGUGGGACACUAUAACACUGAUUCCAGAUAUAAAGAUGAAGAUGGAUUUGACAUUGAUGAUUCAGAUUAUGAUGUCUUUAUUGAAGAGUUGAAGCCAUUCCUAGGUAUCGGUGAGAACAACGGAAAGUCCCAACUCCGUUCACAUCCUGGUCCUCCAUCUGGACGAAAUGUUGUUUACCACAUGAACAGCAAAGUUCCUCCAAAUGUCACCGAUCAACCAGUUGAUGUGACCCCCUCGUCCAUAUUCUCAGACUUCACAGAUCUGGUUUUUACAGUCCCUUCAGAGCGUAGCAGUACUACUGACACAACAGCUACUGCUCCACCCACCACUACCAGCCCUCCUUUGGCCACCACCACUUCCAUCCGUACCAUCUCGCCCUGGCAGGGUGAGAUACCUCGCGUCUACGACAUGACUUGUGGUGAUACUGUGUGUCCACCUGACAGUUUCUGCCUCACUGAUUACGAGAGCGGAGGUUCCCGCUGCCACUGUAACCUGGGGCAUGGAGGAGACUCUUGUUCUGAGGCUGUGACAGUGAACUUUCCCAGGUUCUAUGGCUACUCUCACAUGACCUUUGAACCCCUGAAAAAUUCAUACCAGACCUUUCAAAUCGCAUUAGAGUUUAAGGCUGAUUCUGAGGACGGCUUGUUGCUUUACUGUGGAGAGAAUGAACAUGGCCGUGGAGAUUUUAUGUCUUUAGCUUUGGUUCAAGGCAAACUUCACUACAGGUUCAACUGUGGCACCGGAGCUGCCCAGAUAAUCAGUGAGAGCCCUGUUGUUCUCGGCCAGUGGCACAUCGUCACUAUAUUCAGAGAUGGAAUGAGCGGUUGGCUCCGUAUGGACAAUGACAACCCCAUAUCUGGACGCUCACAGGGUCAAUACACUAAGAUUACUUUUCGCUCGCCGCUGUAUGUGGGUGGAUCUCCUAGUGCUUACUGGCUGGUCAGGGCGACAGGCACAAAUUGUGGCUUUGUGGGCUGCAUUCAGAGCCUGACCAUCAACAACAAGGCUAUCGACAUUAGGCCAUGGCCACAGGGCAAAGCUCUCAGCGGAGCUGAUAUAGGUGAGUGCAGCGACAGAGUGUGUGACAUGGUUAGCUGUGCCAACGGUGGAGUCUGCUUUGCAAACCGUGCUGACGACUACAUUUGCCUCUGUCCUCUCGGCUUCAAGGGAGCUCUUUGUGAAGAGAGUUUCUCUCUGUCCUCUCCCCUCUUCAAUGAAACUGUGUUUUCGUACGCUGUCAUCUGGUGGCCUCAGUCCUCCCAGAGUUACCUCUCUUUCAUGGAGUUUGAGGUGACAUUCUGGCCAUCAGUGCCCAGCGGGGUGCUGCUGUACAGUGAUGAUGCAGGCAGCAGAGACUUCCUUGCUAUAAACUUGGUGGACAGAUACUUAGAGUUCAGAUUUGACUGUGGCUCUGGAGAAGCUGUUAUAAGGAGUGAAGAGCAGAUCAAUCUGGACUCCUGGCAUGAGUUGAGAGUAUCUCGAACUGCUAAAAGUGGGAUCCUGCAAGUGGACAACCAAAAACCGAUGGAGGGAAUUGCUGAGGGAGCUUUCACUCAGAUCAACUGCAGUUCGCCUCUCUAUCUCGGUGGGGUGCCAGACUAUGAAAAAACCAAGAGGACAGCAGGUGUAAUGAAGCCCUUUACUGGGAUCAUUCAGAAGCUGAUUCUCAAUGACCGCACCAUGCCAAUCACAGCUGGCUCUGCUGGCGGUGUAAAUAUUGCAAAUUCAGCACAUCCAUGUGUGGAAAAUCCUUGUGCCAAUGGAGGGACCUGCAGGCCAAAGUGGGAUGACUAUGAGUGUGACUGCCCUCUAGGGUAUGAUGGAAGGCACUGCCAGAAAGAGUGUGGAAAUUACUGUUUGAACACUGUGACUGAAGCCAUAGAAAUACCCCAGUUUAUAGGCAGAAGCUAUCUGACCUAUGACAACAGAGAUAUCCUGAAAAGGGUGUCUGGGUCCAGGACAAACCUUUUCAUGCAUUUUAAGAGCACAGCCAAGGAUGGUUUAUUACUCUGGCGAGGAGACAGUCCAAUGAGACCCAACAGUGACUUUAUCUCCAUGGGGCUUCAAGACGGGGCUCUGAUUUUCAGUUAUAACUUGGGCAGCGGUAUGGCUAACAUUGUUGUCAACGGGACGUUUAGUGAUGGAAAGUGGCACAGAGUCAAGGCUGUCAGGGAUGGCCAAUCAGGGAAGCUGACGGUCGAUGAUUACGGAGCAAAGACAGGCAGGUCACCUGGCAAGAUGAGACAACUCAAUAUAAAUGGACCCUUGUAUGUUGGUGGCAUGAAAGAGAUCGCCCUUCACACAAACAGACAAUACCUGGGAGGACUGGUGGGCUGCGUGUCCCAUUUUACACUUUCCACUGACUAUCACUUAGCUUUGGUGGAGGACGCAGCUGAUGGCAAGAACAUUAACACCUGCUCCAACUAGAGGAUUUUUUCACAUAAGGGGAGAGUUUCAACAAAUUUUUCAGCCUGAUUUGUCACCGUGAAUUUCACUUGUCAGAACCACAGCAGUAAAAACUAAAGUGUUUUUUUUAUUGUUAAUAUUUUUAAAUGCAUCAUAGGGUAUGUACUGAAGUCAUUCUGGCAAGAAGUGUUGUCACAUGAAUGUUUUUAUGAUCUCUCUAACUUGCAGAGUAAAAAUGUUUGCUGUAAUUUUAAAAAAAAUAUUUUGGUUUUAACAAGCUUUGAUCCGAGGUUGCAGGAAGAACUGACUGCAGAGGCACAAGUGCUCUAUCUGAAUCCACAUCACAAUCAUGGAUUAUGUUCUUUGCAAAAACUAAAGUAAAUAGAGAACAAAAAAACUGUUUUUAUGGGACAAUUCCAACCAUAUCUGUACUCUUUUUCUUUUUACUGUAAUCCCGUCUUUGAUUGCUGAAAGCACCAAAGGAACUUCAUUCACCAUGAACUUGAGCAGCCAGCGGAGAUAACCUUCGUUCCAGAUAAUCUUGGUUUUGGCUCUUCAGGAUAUUUGUGUCUUUCGUGUGAUAUUUGUUUUUUUGUUUGACAUGUUUUGUCAUUAGUUGGACACAUUUUGAAAAGUAUUUUGUGAUAUUAGUAUACUCUAACUGUUUAGUUUUUACACUAAGGGGUUCAUUUGCCUGUAGCAGUUUUAUGUCCUUGUCCAACUUACUUAUCAUUCAGUUUUAUCUUUUAGUUUCGGUCACAUGACAUCCUGAUCUUGACGUGGGGUGAAUUUUGGUUAAAAGAGAGACAGGAUUGCUGUCAUCUGACACAAACCCCAUUAAAUGCCAGCAUUUACAUUCCUUUCACGUCUAUCACAUGUUCACCAGUAAACAAAUAUGUUUUCUUGUUGUCAUCUGUACAGGUUCUGAAUAUUUUUUUACCCUGUAAAAUAACAUUAAGUUUUAAAAAUA
Molecule: messenger RNA, 4639 nt
Organism: Xiphophorus couchianus (Monterrey platyfish)
Lineage: Eukaryota; Metazoa; Chordata; Actinopteri; Cyprinodontiformes; Poeciliidae
Gene: egflam
Product: EGF-like, fibronectin type III and laminin G domains
Exons: 25
Coding region: 487-3690 (1067 amino acids)
Molecular function (GO): protein binding; calcium ion binding
Source: RefSeq, a predicted model, not a curated record